Molecule: messenger RNA, 1323 nt
Organism: Alternaria rosae
Lineage: Eukaryota; Fungi; Ascomycota; Dothideomycetes; Pleosporales; Pleosporaceae
Exons: 1
Coding region: 300-1304 (334 amino acids)
Biological process (GO): protein prenylation
Cellular component (GO): cytoplasm
Molecular function (GO): protein prenyltransferase activity
Source: RefSeq, a predicted model, not a curated record
GUCUGGGUGCGGGGCUUACCAGCUCGUUGACAGUCGAUGCGCCCACGGUAUUGAUGAUGUGGAGCAACAGCUGCAGGGUGAAGACGACCAGGAGAAGAGACGGCAUGUUGGGGGGCGGGGACCAGUGUCGCGGUGUAGCGUGUUCUCACUGCAUCGUGUUGGAGUGUCAAGGGUUAUGUCAUAGUGGUGAUUUUGGGAGCUGCAAGCUAACGCGGUGGGGUCGUGCGCAGGGUUCUUGUGCGACGCCUGGGCAGCUUUCACUUUGAACCCAUAAAGCCGUUGCGACCGGAUCUUCCGCCAUGACGACCAAACGCGGGCAGCAAGAGGAGCUCCAGAAGCUGGCUUUUGCUUCGUUGAGCGAGUACUUCCAGGAGCACGCGGAUGAAGUUAUCCAGAUCGAGAUUCUACCUCCCGCUAUACAGCCACCGGAUGGCAUUACCAUGCAAGACGGACUGAGUUUGGGAUUCCCAAAGAAAAUACUCGCCUUAGCUUACCUGGAAGCCCGCCAACAAUUCUUCAAGCAUAGCGAGGCACAGGACGCACUCACAACUGCACAGACAUUGCAAGCGACAAAGGUCAUGCUUCUGUUCGACCCAGAGCAUCUUACUGCAGCAAACUAUCGAAAAAGCAUCUUGUUUCAGCUGAAAGAAGACUACGGUCUUCGCGUUGGAACUCCAUACCAUGAGGCAUUGCGACAAGAGCUGUGCUUUCUGAACAGCAUUCUUACAUCUCCACUUCAUCGUCAGUCCAAGUCACCGACCUUGUGGUACCACCGAUUCAGCAUCGUGGAUUCUUUGAGACUCAUAGAGCUGAGGAAUGCGCCACGAGAGCACAUAGCAACGUUUUGGGAGAGCGAAUUCGCUGCUAUUUACAAAUCUGGAGAGCAACAUCCAAAGAACUACCACGCCUGGCAGUAUGCUCGUAGGCUAGUACCUAAGCUUGAGAGCAGCGAGGUGGUUGACCAUAUCGCCCGCAGCGUCAAGGACUGGUGCUGCAGACACCCAAGCGAUAUCUCUGGUUGGUCUUUCUUGCUACAUUUGAUGUCUAUCAUAGCCACAUCGUUACAGCGAGAGCUAGUGGGCGAUAUACUGAACUAUGUAAUAAACCUUGACUCUGAACAAGAGUCGCUAUGGAUAUUCAUACGUACAGUUCUGGCGCUGCGUUACGAGGAGCUUUCGGCGUCCUACCAGUUGCUCAAAUCCUACAGGGAAGACCUAAAAGAUACCAACAGGCGACCAAUAGCACUAGACCGUGUGUGUAACGCUAUUGCUUGGAUUCAAGCUCACCAACAGUCUGGCUUGUGAAAAGGACACUUCAUCUUUA